Molecule: messenger RNA, 1170 nt
Organism: Anopheles coustani
Lineage: Eukaryota; Metazoa; Arthropoda; Insecta; Diptera; Culicidae
Gene: Dr
Product: muscle segmentation homeobox
Exons: 2
Coding region: 1-1170 (389 amino acids)
Biological process (GO): regulation of transcription by RNA polymerase II; embryonic morphogenesis
Cellular component (GO): nucleus
Molecular function (GO): RNA polymerase II transcription regulatory region sequence-specific DNA binding; DNA-binding transcription factor activity, RNA polymerase II-specific
Source: RefSeq, a predicted model, not a curated record
AUGCUAAAAUCAUCAGGAAUGACUGUAACUCCGGUACGAAUGGCGAUGACCAGCCCGACGGUGCCCAUGCAGCAGAAAAGCAACUCCCGGAUCAGCAACUUCAGCGUCGCGUCGCUGCUGGCCGACACCCGGCCCAAGACGCCCCUCGGGCACCAUGCCAUCAUCACCUCCUCCGCCUCCAUCACCACCACCACCACCCCGACGCACACGCACUCGCACACGCACACCCCCCACAGCACGCCGCCCCAUCUGCUGCACGGGCCGCACGGUGCCCUCAUCCUGCAUCCGGCGAUGACGGCCUCAACCACCACGACCACGACCACCUCCCUGCCCGGCACCUCCCCUGGCUCCACGAGCGACCUGCUGCCCGCCAACCUGUCCUCGCACACCACCAGCUCCUGCUCGCCUCGCUCCCAGCCCGACGGCGCCUCCCUCCAGAACGCCGGCGAACCGGACCGGGCCGAUACGCCCCACAGUCUGCUGGAGUCGGACGACUACGACUCGAACCAUGACGAGGAGGAGGACUCGAUCGUCGACAUCGAGGACAUGGACCAGCACGACCACGAGCUAAGCGACGGGCGACCGGGCGGUGGUCGAAAAGGCUCACCCGGUUCACCCUCCUCGCUCGGCAUGCCGCACGGAUCCCCGCAAGCCGCACUCGCUGCUGCCGCCGGCCACGUCCCAAUCCGACCGACUCCGUUCAGCGCGCUGGCAGCGGCGGCCGCCGCUUGGGGCGGAGUGCCCUGGCCCGGCACCCGCCAGAUGCCUCCCUUCGGCCCGCCCGGUCUCUUCCCGGGACAGGGCUUCGGCGGUGGCCAACUCGGUGGAGAUAACGAACCGCCGCGCAUCAAGUGCAACCUCCGGAAGCACAAACCGAACCGGAAGCCGCGCACCCCCUUCACCACCCAGCAGCUGCUGUCGCUCGAGAAGAAGUUCCGCGAGAAGCAGUACCUCAGCAUAGCGGAGCGGGCCGAGUUCAGCUCGUCGUUGCGGCUCACCGAGACGCAGGUGAAGAUCUGGUUCCAGAACCGCCGGGCGAAGGCGAAGCGGCUGCAGGAGGCCGAGCUGGAGAAGAUCAAGAUGGCGGCGCUGGGGCGUGCGCCCGGCGCCCAGCUCUACAUGGGCUACUUCCAUCCCAGCCUGAUGGGGGGCGCGAUGCACCUCGGAUAG